Maylandia zebra (zebra mbuna) is the source of this 8148-nucleotide messenger RNA. It is a transcript of the gene taok2a, whose product is annotated as TAO kinase 2a. Gene Ontology annotation, cellular component: cytoplasm. The record is from RefSeq and is a predicted model, not a curated record. Gene Ontology annotation, biological process: protein phosphorylation. Gene Ontology annotation, molecular function: ATP binding; protein serine/threonine kinase activity. NCBI's taxonomy places the organism in Eukaryota, Metazoa, Chordata, Actinopteri, Cichliformes, Cichlidae.
UAUUAAUAUCAUGUAGGUCGGUUUAUUUAUACCCUUUUAUUUGUGAAGCGGGACCCUUGUCGGAAGUAGAAGACAGCGGUUUCCGGUCACCGCUCUGAGUCCCGCCCCGCCAGCCCGUGCCAUCUUGUGUUUAGCAAGAACAAAAACGGGGGAAGAAAACACGCCCGGCCCGGGGACGGGGCGCGGAUUUUCAGGCUGCUUUUUAUGCUUUUUUUUUUUCAGAAAAGUUGGUGCAGCUGGACAGUAUGCUCGGAGGAGCAGCGGCGUGGAGAAACAGCAGCCACACCCCGCAGGACGGCUCCGGUUAAUGUUAGCUCUCAGGCUAUCCGAGCUAAGCUAACCAGUUAGCAGCGGCUAAGAUCGCAGGACGAAGGCGAGCCUCGAGUCUGAGCCGGUCUGUGACAUCUGGAAACCCCGCAUUAACUUCACAAAUAUCAGCAGCGACCUGGGUGGAAAUGCCCCGGACGUGGUGGUGACUGUUUGCGGAGAGGGAUUCCGGGCUAUGAGGAUUGAGGUCUACUAUUAGCUCGGCUGCUAUCGGUUGUUUUUCGGUUCAGAGCGGAACCACAAUAAGCCGCGGCCCUGGCCAUGCCCUCGAAUGCGCGGGCGGGCAAUCUGAAGGACCCCGAGGUGGCUGAUCUGUUCUGCAAAGAUGACCCGGAGAAGCUGUUCACCGACCUCCGGGAGAUCGGCCACGGGAGCUUUGGAGCGGUGUACUUUGCCCGAGAUGUCAGCAACAAUGAAGUGGUGGCCAUCAAAAAGAUGUCGUACAGCGGCAAGCAGACCAACGAGAAAUGGCAGGACAUCAUCAAAGAGGUGAAGUUCCUGCAGAAGCUUCGCCACCCCAACACCAUCGAGUACCUGGGCUGCUACCUGAAGGAGCACACGGCAUGGCUGGUGAUGGAGUAUUGCCUCGGCUCGGCCUCAGACCUCCUUGAAGUUCACAAAAAGCCGCUCCAGGAAGUAGAAAUAGCUGCUAUUACCCACGGUGCACUGCAGGGGUUGGCAUAUCUUCACUCUCACAAUAUGAUUCACAGGGACGUGAAGGCAGGAAACAUCCUGCUGACGGAGCCGGGUCAGGUCAAACUGGGGGACUUUGGCUCCGCCUCCAUCGUGUCGCCGGCCAACUCCUUCGUGGGGACGCCAUACUGGAUGGCUCCGGAGGUGAUCUUGGCCAUGGACGAGGGCCAGUACGACGGGAAGGUGGACGUCUGGUCCCUGGGCAUCACCUGCAUAGAGCUGGCGGAGAGGAAACCCCCCCUGUUCAACAUGAAUGCUAUGAGUGCCUUAUACCACAUCGCUCAGAAUGAAAGCCCCGUCCUGCAGUCCAAUCACUGGUCCGAUUCCUUCCGCAGUUUUGUCGACUCUUGCCUACAGAAGAUUCCCCAGGACCGGCCUACCUCGGACGUGCUUCUCAAUCAUCGCUUCUUGUGCCACGAGCGCCCGCUGACCGUCGUCAUGGACCUGAUCGCACGAACCAAGGAUGCGGUGAGGGAGCUCGACAACCUGCAGUACCGCAAGAUGAAGAAGAUCCUGUUCCAGGAAACCCAACAGAACGGCCCCGUCACCGAGGGAGGCGAGGAGGAGGAGGAGGUGGAGCCGUACCUGCUGCAGACGGGCACCGUUAACAGCAUGGAGAGCUCCCAGUCUGUUCCCAGUAUGUCCAUCUCAGCCAGCUCUCAGAGCAGCUCGGUCAACAGCCUCGCCGACGCCUCCGACGACAGCAGCAACGAGAUGGCCAUGAUGCAGGAGGGCGAGCACACGGUCACCUCCAACAGCUCCAUCAUCCACCGACCCACGGGUCAGGACAACAUCUACGAUGACCCGUACCAGCCAGAGAUGGAUCAGCCUCAGGCUCCUUCAGCUGGACGCCGGCGAGCCUUCUAUCGAAACCGUGACCACUUUGCCACCAUCCGCACGGCCUCUUUGGUGACCCGUCAGAUCCAGGAGCACGAGCAGGGCUCGGCGCUGCGUGAGCAGAUGUCCGGCUACAAGCGCAUGAGGCGGCAGCACCAGAAGCAGCUGAUGAGCCUGGAAAACAAGCUGAAGGCGGAGAUGGACGAGCAUCAGCUGAAGCUGGACAAAGAGCUGGAGAACCAGAGGAACACGUUCUCCACAGAGGCCGACAAGCUGGCCAAGAAGCACCAGGCAAUCCUGGAGAAGGAGACGAAAGCUGCUCUGACGGAGGAGAAGAAGUUCCAGCAGCACAUCCUGGGCCAGCAGAAGAAGGAACUCACCAGUUUACUGGACUCACAGAAACGCCAGUACCGCCAGCGCAAGGAGCAGCUGAAAGAGGAGCUGAGCGAGAACCAGUCGACUCCGAAGCGAGAGAAGCAGGAGUGGCUGGUCCGUCAGAAGGAGUGUCUGCAGCAGAUGCAGGCGGAGGAGGAGGCCAGCCUGCUGCGGCGCCAGCGGCAGUACUACGAGCUGCAGUGCCGCCAGUACAAGAGGAAGAUGCUGCUGGCUCGCCACAACCUGGAGCAGGACCUGCUCAGAGAGGAGCUGAAUAAGAAGCAGACCCAGAAGGACCUGGAGUGCGCCAUGCUGCUGCGGCACCACGAGUCCACCCAGGAGCUCGAGUUCAGGCAGCUGGGCACGAUGCAGCGCACCCGGGCCGAGCUGAUCCGAACGCAGCACCAGACCGAGCUGACCAAUCAGAUGGAGUACAACAAGCGGCGUGAGCAGGAGCUUCGGCAGAAGCACGCCAUGGAGGUCCGGCAGCAGCCCAAGAGUCUCAAGUCCAAAGAGCUGCAGGUCAAGCGUCAGUUCCAGGAGACCUGCAAGAUCCAGACCCGUCAGUACAAAGCUCUGAGGAACCACCUGCUGGAGAGCACUCCAAAGUCCGACCACAAGGCCGUCCUCAAACGCCUCAAAGAGGAGCAAACACGUAAGCUGGCCAUCCUGGCCGAGCAGUACGACCACUCCAUCAACGAAAUGCUGUCCUCUCAGGCUGUGAGUAAGGCAAGGAAACCUCCGUGCACCUGCACACCUGACAACCACCCACACCUGAAACCCCGCACACCUGACAACCUCCCACACUUCAGCACCUGCACACCUGACAACCUGCACCUUAGAACCAGAGGCCUGUACUACAAGGCAGGAUUUGGUCUUAUCCAGCUGCGGCUGGAUGAGACGCAGGAGGCCGAGUAUCAGGUGCUCCGCAUGCAGCUGCAGCAGGAGCUCGAGCUGCUGAACGCCUACCAGAGCAAGAUCAAGAUCCACACGGACACGCAGCACGAGCGCGAGGUGAAGGACCUGGAGCAGAGGGUGUCGAUCCGCCGGGCGCUGCUGGAGCAGAGGAUCGAGGAGGAGAUGCUGACUCUGCAGAACGAGCGCUCCGAGCGAAUCCGGACGCUGCUCGAGCGCCAGGCUCACGAGAUUGAGGCCUUCGACUCGGAGAGCAUGCGUCUGGGCUUCAGCAACAUGGCGCUGACCGGCAUCCCGGCAGAGGCUUUCAACCAGGGCUACCCGACCCCCAGCCCGUCCUCGGGCUCCGGCGGCUGGCCGUCGCGGCCCGUACCGCGCUCCGGCAGCCAUUGGAGCCACAGCGUGCAGAACUCUGUGACGACUCCAUCCUGGCGCAGCCAGAAUCACGGCGGUGGAGGCUUCAGCCGCGCCGAGUCCAUCGCCUCGUCCCACGUCCUUGGCAGGGAUGGCGAGAUGAGCAAGAGCCGAGGCCACUCCUCCUCCCAUCACCAGCAGCACUACCUCCCCCAACACUACCAACACCACCAGAGCACGCCGCAGCUCUACCGCGAUGCCCACGAGCGCGACUCCAGGGAGCGGGACCGCUCCAGGGAAUGGGUGGGAGGAGGCGGACACUACGCCCAUCACUCCCAGGUCCACCACCUCUCCUCCCACGCCUCCUCGCAGUCCCUGGCCCUCCUGCCUCCGCCACCUCCGCCUCCUCCCAUCGCCCUCUCCACCUCCUCCCCUCCCUCCUCCACCUCCUCGUCCUCUUCCUCACAGGGCGGCUACGGCGGCGGCGGUCUGAGUGUAAGGGGCCCCAGCCUGAUGGCGCUCAGGAACAGCCCUCAGCCGCUGAGGCGGACAGCCUCCGGGGGGCCAGGCGGCGGGGGGAGCGACGGCGGGUUAACCCGGAGCACAUCGGUCACCUCGCACAUCUCCAACGGCUCUCACCUCUCCUACUCGUGAAUCCGGCGCCAGUCUUAGUCUGGGGGCGCCGUCCUGCUUCUCUCAGGGGACACAGAAGCAGAACGGCGCCAUUUUGACCUUUUCGGUCUUCAGCGCUUCAAUCCUAAAAACAAACAUGUCACAAGUUUUAAAAAAUCAAUUUUGAACGUGCCCUUUAUACGCAGUCACUGCAGCUGCACGGGGGCAGCGAUCCAAUCAGCCAACAACACGUCCAGCUACCACGGCGCCAACACGUCGACCGAGACAGAGCGACGGCUGUGGAGCUUCCACUCGGCUCGCAGUGCUUUAAAAACCACUGUAACUAUGUACAUAACUGAACUGUAGACGCCGUUUCUGGUUCCUAAGUGUUUCAAACAUUCAGGGCGGGGGGCGGGGCUUGAAGGCGGCGGUGUACAGGCGGCGACCGAGGGAAGAUUUCUUAAAAUCAACUUUUAUUUGUAGUGCUAAGAUUCUGUACACGACAAUAAAAACAAACACUGCCAUCUUUCUGUUGACCCGAGACCAACCUACCACUGCCCUCCAAGCCACUUAAAGGAACACGCUCAUGUCGCCGCGAGUCGCCUCGGCGUCAGCGCACUCCGUACAGGAAGCCCCUCCAUCUUUGUUUUUCUUGUGUUCAAACAACCAAGUUUACGAGAUCUCUGCGUAGUGAAGUUUACACUUGUCUCUGAGGCAGAUGUUCUACUUCCUGUUGAUCCCAUCGUACGGGAAUGAUCUACUGGUCAGCAGGGGGCGCUGUGAGUGGUCAGCGAGCAGACUGAAAGAGCACGUUUUAUUUUAGUUCCCGUCAUCGCUAACGUCUGCUCAUGCGUGCUGGUUUUAGAUGACACCCGUUUCCGAACGAUAACUCCAGCAGGCGUCAGGAGGAUAGUCCGCUGCCUGUGGACGAUCUGUGCCACGUUCGUACUCUCAGCACGCCGCGCAGAAUUUAGCUUCUGGUCAGUUGUUUGCGCCUUUACUCUGCAGGUAAAUGUAACUUAAAGGUGUGUUUACCUGCCGUCAUUCUCCUGUUGUAAUGCUAAGCUAGGCUAACCUGCCUGUGCUUAAUCUGAGAGCUCGAUGUUGGGCGACUCGUUCCUUCAAAGUGACGCUGCCGCAGAGUUUUAGAGCUGAAAGUGUGUGUGUGUGUUUGUGUGUGUGUGUGUUUGCCGACCGCUAACCCCACAUCUGACCCCCCCACCCCCACACUCUGCAUCUGUAGAUAAGGUGUACAUGUGUGUCACAGAGUAGUGCGGUGCAUGGAGCUCGUGUACAGGCGGCGUUUGUAUGAAUAAACAUGCACACUACCUAUUUAUAUAAAUGCUUAUAAAUGUAAGAUACCUGUGUACAGGUAGCAGGUAAACUGACGAUUGUUCACUGUCCAAAACUCUUGACUUGUACAUAGAAGCACUAAUAACUCUGAGGCUGUGUUAGAGUAAUAAUGAUGACUAUUUUGUCACGUGACUUGAUUUGUAGACGAAUAGACGCCAUCAUUAUUAUUACCUCUACUGCAGCUGGAAUAUUUAUGUUGUACGCUAAUUUUUAAAUGUGGAUUGCCAAUUUUGACCACUAGGUGGGGAAUAAGCGCAAUGUUACUGUGAUAGAGUUAUAAAUAAUAUUCACGUUUCUAAGGAGGACAAAAGGACUACCUUUCCCAGCAUUCCUGUCGAGGUCUCAGGGUGGGAGUCUCCAGUUCUGGGCAGGGCUGCAGGGUUUUUUUGUUUUGUUUGCUUUCGUUUGUUUUGAGCCAGUAUUAUCACAUGACGUAUGGACAUAUUUCCAGAUCUUUCACUACGUUUUGGUGCCAUAACUUUAUCAUUUUUUUGUUUUACACAUCGUCUUUAUGGUGCGAAAGACUUUCCCAAAAACACUGUAACAUCUGCAAGAACACCUCCAAAUACGGAAGCCCAAAGGUGUCCAAUAUUAGGCUUUUGAAAAAAAGAAAAAAAAAAAAAGAAUAAUAGUGUUUAUUAGCAUAAGCAGGUUUUAAAACGUCAACCUAUUAUUAAUACAUUCUUUAAUAACUAAAGGCAGGUUAACACUAAGAAUUUUAUUUAUUUAUUUUUAGAUUUUUAAAUAAAGAUUCACAUUUAUUCCCUAAAGAAUUCCAGUUUUGUGUGUUUUGAGCUGGCAGUGGACUUCAGAGCGGAAAUUAUAAUUUUAUUUCAAAGUUAGAGUAAAACCACUUCUACAUUUUGUUUUUAAUUUCUUCACAGUAUUUUCCCCAAAGUAACUGAACCAAUUAAUUAAUCAGACAUCAGCAACUCACCUCUGUCAUCCUUUGUUUUGCCUCCCUUUAGUUCUAAUGUUAUACAUUUUUUUUAUUUAUUGGUUUUUAUAUUUGAGAUUUUAAAAACUUUUAAAUUAGAUGAGAGCCAAAAAGAGACUUCUGUUAAAACGACCUUUCAGUCACUCCAUUUUUCUUUCUAAACAAAAAAACCCAUUUGGUGUUAAUGAGUUACAUUUUAAGAUUUUAAAGAGUUUCAAGUUUGUUUGGCUAAACUUCAAAUUAUAUGCGUUUGAGAUGAAUAUUGGCAUCUUUGGGCCUCCGUACAGGAAUUCCACUCUGUGUGUUUUCCAGACAAACACCUCUGUUUCAUUUUGCACAGUCCGAAUGGGUAGAAGAUCAUCUUUUUGUCACGUCUACCUCAUUUGCACUGAAAGGAGACGAAUGUUCAGGUGGACUAAAGAGGAAAAACAAACAUUUCUUGGCUUUUUUUCAUUUUCCUUCACUUUGUGCAAAUGUUGACGGGACAGUGAGUGCAAGCAGGAAGGGACAAACUUAACGUCACGCUCAGUGGAAAGCUGUCUGCAGGACAUGCUGGACUUAAAAAACACGAGACGCUGUGCUGAGGAAGAUGAUUGGUGGGGCGGGGUGGGGCAAUGUGGACUGAGUGCUCCUCCUCCUCCUUCCUCCCAAAAAGAAACAAAACAAAAAAAAACUUCAUUUUGCCAACUUUGUUUUUUUGUUUUUUUUUAAUAGCAUUUAUUGUGAAAUGCUAACCAUUCCUCAAGUGUUAUUUUGCCAAUUAAAGCUGCAGACUGAGGAAGAGUCCAGAUCUUCAUCUACGUUUACAGCCGUGAGCAGUUUACUGACUGCAGGAUUUCUGUGUAUUGUCACGUGGUCACAAUUUAUAGGACGUGUUCAUGUUUGCUAUUCUUAGCGACAGUUACUGAGAUGUUUUCAUGUUCUGGUCAACAAAACAUUUAAAAUGCUUUUUAAAUGUGACGUCUUUAUAUUAGGAGCUGAAAGCGGUCAAUCGAACGGUUUGAUUGGAAAUUUAUUGGACAAAGUUGGAUUGCCAUGUUGGAUCUUCUGACAUUUUUAAGUAUCUCGUCUCCUUUAAGAGGAAAGAUGUUCACAAAGGAAAUUUCUUUAAAAUUUAUAUUAUUAUAAAAUGACAUCGUUCUUCUGCUGGUUGUUCUUUCCCAUAAAGUUUUUAUGUGCUAAAUUACAGCAAAAGUCCUAAAAACACAAAUGAAUUACAUUUAAAGUCGUAUAAAACAAAUUUUUGGAACUAGAAAAAAGAUGUCUUUAGCAGCAAAAGUUUCAAUCUUAAUCAAUUUACUGUUUCAGCUCCACAUUUUUCACUUUUUCUACUUUUUAUUUUAUUUUCUCAGACUGCUCUGUGCUGUGUUCAAGGACAGUUUGACAUUUAAAAACUGAAGGUUCACUCUGUUUGAAAGCGCAAAGUUACCGAUUUCAAGAGUCGAUGGCAAACAAAAUGUUUCUGUUCAAUUCCUCACAUUUCCUCCUACAACUUUAAACUUUCAAGGAAAAAGGGGGGAAAAAAGAAAAUCCCCAGGAGCAUUCAAGGCCAUCGGCGUAAUGAGGAGGAGGAAGAGGAGGAGGCAGAGUCGAGUGCUGUCUGUGUGCAGAGCAGGAUGAAGGGUGUGUGUAUGUCACAGGAGGGCGAAGUGAAAAUGUUCAGGUUGUGUUUCAGGAGCGUUGGAAAAAUGAGAUGUACAGAAACGUAAUCAAAUAAUUUUGGAGAAAUAAAAACAGAAACGCUG